GAUCUCCUCCUCCUCCUCCUCCUCCUCACCGCAAGGCUCCUUUCCCCUUCAUCCCAAGGCUUCCACGCAGACGAAACCCACGUCCAUCUCCCAAUCCCCAAAUCCAGAAAUCCGCUUUGCUUCUUCGAUAGAGUUUGCGAUUUGAUUGCGUGGAGCCUUCGCGAUCGUCUCGCCCUCGCGCGGCCGCAUCUCUUUGGUUUAAUUUGAUCUGAUUCUUCUGCCUCAUCCGGCCCCGGGGCGCUCCUGCUUGGAGAGGAGGAGGUGCUGGUGCUGGUGCUGGUUGUUCGGCCAUGGCGACCUCGACGGCGACGGCGUUGGCGCCGAGCUGGUGGGACGACGUGAACAACUCGCCGCUGUGGCAGGACCGCACCUUCUUCGCCCUUGCCGUGCUCUACGGCGCCGUCUCGUUCGUGGCCCUGGUCCAAUUGAUCAGAAUUGAAUGUAGAGUACCUGAGUACGGAUGGACGACUCAGAAGGUGUUCCAUUUCCUGAAUUUUAUUGUCAAUGGAGUGCGGUCAAUCGUGUUUGUGCUCCGGCGAAAUGUGCAACUUGUACAGCCUGAGAUAUUUCAACAUGUGCUCAUUGAUUUUCCGGGCCUUGCAUUCUUCACGACCUAUGCUCUUUUAGUGCUCUUCUGGGCUGAGAUUUACUAUCAGGCACGUGCAAUGUCAACUGAUGGGCUCAGACCAGCCUUUUAUACGAUUAAUGGAGUGGUCUAUGCAAUUCAGAUUGUACUUUGGCUGGUGAUGUGGUGGAAACCAGUUCAUGAAAUGGCCAUCUUGUCUAAGAUGUUCUUUGCAGCGACGUCAUUAUUUGCUGCCCUUGGAUUUCUUCUCUAUGGAGGGAGGCUAUUCCUGAUGUUACAGCGUUUCCCAGUUGAAUCGAAAGGAAGGCGUAAAAAGUUGAAUGAGGUUGGAUAUGUGACUACCAUAUGUUUUUCUGGCUUCUUGAUCAGAUGUGUAAUGAUGUGCUUCAAUGCGUUCGAUAAAGAGGCUGAUCUUGAUGUUCUGAAUCAUCCAAUCCUAAAUUUCUUCUACUACUUGAGGCUUGGCCAUUUUAGUUUAUGUUCACAUUGAGGAAAUCGUUUGUUACAUGUUUUUAACUGGUGUGCCAGCAAACAAGGAAUAAGGCCAGAAUAUAAUAUAAGCUUGUGAAAGAUAUUUAUCUUUUGCCUUGUUUGUACCCAAUUGGAACAUGGGGCUAGGGAUGCUACUGGGUGGUCCAGCCGGCGAGCCUGCAUCAGCGUACAGGCCAAUUUUGCAGGCUAACCCAUGGGCUGCCCUGCAAAAGUGGCCUAUAUGAGCACAUACAGGCCGGUUUGCAUCCCUACAUGGGGCUGGGUUUGUUGAUAUCCUAAAUUCGUAAUCAAGUAGCUGUGUUUAUAAAAAGUGCUGAACUAAAAAUGUAGUUGAGAAUGGGACUUGAAAGAAAAAUUGUUUUGAUACACUAGCAAAAUGACUGUACGUUGCUACGAAAUUAAAAAAAUUCACAUCGACAUCCUCCUUUGUUGUGUUGUUUCAAAUAUACCCAGACCAAUAAUUGUACUUACUGAGACGCUUUGUUGAUAGCAUUCACUUUUCU
Molecule: messenger RNA, 1581 nt
Organism: Oryza brachyantha (malo sina)
Lineage: Eukaryota; Viridiplantae; Streptophyta; Magnoliopsida; Poales; Poaceae
Product: tobamovirus multiplication protein 3-like
Exons: 11
Coding region: 291-1076 (261 amino acids)
Source: RefSeq, a predicted model, not a curated record